This is a messenger RNA of Paramecium sonneborni, 879 nucleotides long. The record is from the annotation of a GenBank genome assembly. NCBI's taxonomy places the organism in Eukaryota, Ciliophora, Oligohymenophorea, Peniculida, Parameciidae.
AUGAUACCAUCUGUAUAUCCCUUAAAUAAUCAAACACAAUAUUUAGCACAAAGCCAUCCAACCAAGUAUUUACAGAGCCCUUUACAGAGCCCAUCUGUGAUAUUGAGAUGCUAAAAGAGAGGUUAUAUUUUGUAAUAUUAGGAUGUAUUAAAAAUUAAGUUUUUAAUAUCUGCUUAAAGGGUUAUAGGAUAUGUUAAUUAUAUAUUUGAUUAGAUAUUUGAUUUAAAUGAUUUUUUUCUUUCCACAAUUCUAUAAGAUUAUCAAGAUUGUUUGGAUUAGAAUAAAGAUCCUUUUGACGGAUGCUUUUCAGGGAAAUAUGAUUGUAUUCAAGGUUGCAGUAAUUGUAUUAGAGGCAUUUGCAUUGAGUGCAAGGAAGGAUGGGAAUAUAAUAUAUUACUAGAAACAUGCUUUCCUAUUUGUGGAGAUAAAUUGAUUAUAUAUGAUGAAGAAUGCGAUGAUGAGAAUUAAUAAGAAUAUUAUGGUUGUUUCAAUUGCAAGUUUUCUUGCUUAUUUGGUAAGUGUUUAGAAUGCCUAUCAAAUUACAAUUUAAUUGAUUAAAGAUGUGAAGAAAUAAAUGGAAGUUAAGAUUAUUAAUCAUAAGAUCAAUUUUCUAUUUAAAUUUCUAAUUUUUAAGAUUAUGGUAAUUAUUAUCAUAAAUUAUUACAUGAUUAAUUUGCUAAUCCUUUACCAAUUCAUAAUGUUGAUUGUGACCUGUAAACACACCAUAUUUUUGGAUAUUUUUAUCAUCAAUGUAAAGUAUCACUUAUAGAAAAUUGUUUACGUGGUAUAUUUGAUUAAUGCUUAGAAUGUAAAACUUUUAUACGUAUUCUUGGGGUGAGAAAAAAUGUCUUCCAAUAUGUAAUGAUGGAAUGAUGAUUG